Vollenhovia emeryi is the source of this 1776-nucleotide messenger RNA. RefSeq names its product zonadhesin-like. NCBI's taxonomy places the organism in Eukaryota, Metazoa, Arthropoda, Insecta, Hymenoptera, Formicidae. The record is from RefSeq and is a predicted model, not a curated record. Bases 1 to 1614 code for a protein of 537 amino acids. The transcript has 4 exons.
AUGUCCUGUAAUCCUGCAAAGAGCCCAUGUCCCCCGAGUUGCCCGAAAGUCAAGGAACAGCUCCGCAUCGCAAUCAAUUUAAUUAAUACUUUGCGUAAACGUUGCAAACCCUCGCAAAUUGAAACAGUCAAGGAAUUGCCUAAUGUGACGGACGGGAUUUUUCCGCGGGAGAAGAACGAUGUGAAACCACGACUUCCGCCGGACGUUAUUUCGAGAGACAUACCCGACGAGGCGGCGCAUGUUGAUAAAGUGCCCGUCGAUCGUGACGUGCGACCUGAAGUGUUAAAAGACGUGGAAACGGAACCCUCGGUUUCCGAGGAAUUUCCGACUCGGGAACCGACUGUCGUCCCCACAGAAAAGACCGCUGAUGACGUUGGAGAGAAAAUUUAUUUAAUUGAAAAAGAGAAAUUAACAGAACCCACGAUCGUCCAGGAAGAAACUGUUACAGUGGAAAGGAUAGAUCGUAAUGAAAAAAGAAAUGAUUUUGUUGAAGAAAAGGAAUUGGUGCCAGGACCCGCCGUCCCAAAAGAAACUGUCACUCCAACAGAAAGGCUAGCAGAUCGCGAUGAAACGAAAAUUGGUCUUGUUGCGGAAAAGGAACUGGUUGAAGAACCCACAAUUAUCCCGGAAGAAACUGUUACUCCAACAGAGAAAAUAGUAGAUCUUGAUGAGAAGAAAAUUGAUUUUGUCGAGGAAGAAGCUGUCACUCCGCCAACAAAGAUAGAUUGGGAGGAAGAGAAAAUCGAUUUAAUUACAGAGGAGAAAUUAGACAAAAAACCCGUGACUGUCCAGGAAGAAACUGUCAUUCCGACGGAAAGGACAGCAGAUCGCGAUGAUGAGAAAAUCGAUUUCGUCGAAGAGGAGGACAGAGCCGUUGAGGGAAUCGCAGCGGAACCCGUACGAAAAGUUCCGAUUACGAUCGAGGAACCUGAAAUUAUCGAAGACGAAAUGAAAUUGGCGCCAACAACAAAGAUUGAAUUGGAGACGUCGCGGGAAUUGGAAGAGCAGUUCGAGCCGGAGGAGCGCAUGGAAUAUGGCGAAGAGGAGGAGAGCGUCACUGACUACGAGAAAUUUAUCGACGAGGAAUUGCAGGAGUCUCUGCCCGCUGUAAUAGCGAGGGAAAUUCCGGAGGAGCCGAGGGCGGUGCGUCGUGAAAUUUCCAGGAAUGCGGCCACCUUGUACGAGAGAAUCGAUCGCGAAAGACCUGUCAGACCACCGAGGGAGCGAGAAGCGGUGACCGCAAUGCCUGAAGAACGACCGGCUGAGGAAGAAGUAUCUGCAAGGCGGGCCCUCGAAAGCUCGACGACAGAGCAGAUCGUCUCGCGCAAGCCUGAGAAAGACGCUUGCGAGGAAACAUGUCCUUUGGCGAAGGAGCAGAAAGAACGCAUUAUGCGCAAAUUGAAGGUACGGCAGCGGGUCGUAGAUCAUUAUUAUCUGACGAAGGGCUUCAGCUACUUCGAGGACGUAUGCACGUGCUCUCUGGCUUGCAUGGUGUACACUUUGAGCAGAGAUCCGUUCGUGAAGAGCAUAUUCGCGUCUCUCGCAUUGUUCGCCGUCGGACUGAAGCUGUGCUCCGAACUGGAUGCGUGGGAGAUGCCGAGUCGCGUUUCAUAAGAUCUGAAAUAGCGAUAUCUCAACCGACGCGUAAUCUUCACCCGACUCUCUCUCUCUCUCUCUCUUUCUCUCGUAGAAACGCGACGGCUUAAGAUUAACGAGACACCGUUAAUCAUAUGAUGUAUGGUGACUUGUUUAUUCAAUAUACAGCUAUGUACAGUU